AUGGCGGCUUCGAAUGACCCACAUAUCCGUGUGUCAUCCAGUGGCGUGUAUGUGAAGCAGGCACCUGCACGGCCAAUGUCAACGGAAGCCAACUACAAUGCCACCACACAAGGCAGUGGGGUGAAGAGUGGCCGAAGUCGACGCUACACGCACAAUCCGUACGCGUCGCAGUUAGCAACCCCCUCGUGCAGCUCCACAAACACCUCACGGCAGAUGAACUCCUCCAACAAUAGCUGUGAUAGCUCCAUGCAGUGCCACAACAAUUGCGUUGCACGGGAGACAGGUGGGACAGAAUUGCUUCUCGUGAACAGCAGUUUACUGGAGCAAUUUCUCGGUGUUGUAGGGAACAUCACAAGGACGGCGUGCACGGUGGCUGGUCGCCAUCUUUUGGUAUCGGUCCUUCGGCUGCAGCAUAUGGACAAGGUACAGAUUAUUAUUGACGAGCUUCUUCCGCAGCUCAACAUUGUUGCGCUUGACCCGCAAGGGUGUCACGUCGUGCGUACACUCAUUGAAAGUGCCUCGACAGAACUUAUAGAAACGAUUUUGCCACACUUUACACCAGAAACAAUACUUGAACUGGCUGUUAACUCACAACACACUCGUCGUGUUGUGCAAAGCAUCUUUGAACGCCAUAAGAGCGAAUCACUCACACCAAUUGUGACAAUGAUUGCACAACGCAGCCAGCAACUGGCAGUAUCACAACAGGGAUGCAUUGCUGUCAUACGCACCAUUGAAAAUACCCUACCACACCAGCAGCGUUCUGUUAUCUCGAUGCUGCUGCCAGUGCUACCAAGCCUCACGAUGAACUGUUAUGGCAAUUACGUGGUACAGUGUAUUUUGCAACACAUGGACCGUGCCUCUCUCGUGUCAGUGGUGUGCCACGCUUUUGCGGGGCACUGGUUGGUGCUUUCACGCAACAAGUUUGCAUCCAAUGUCAUUGAAAAGGUUGUGUGGCAACUUGACGGGGCAGCCCGCAGGGAACUGGUGAAUGAGCUCGUUAUGGACACCAGUAAUCUCAGGCAGCUUAUGCAGGACGGGUUCGGUAACUUUGUUCUACAGGCUAUCAUUGACUCUUCCAACAGUGGAGAGGAGUUUCGCGAGAUAUCCAGCCGUGUGAAGCCGCUGCUGCACACGAGCCCGUACGGCCACAAGAUUGGGGACAGACUGCAUGGGGGGUAUGCCCGUUCGCUGCGGGUAGCACCCGGCCCGCAAGUCGGUGGUAGUGCGGCUUCACUGGUAGACGAAUGA
This is a messenger RNA of Trypanosoma rangeli, 1248 nucleotides long. RefSeq names its product pumilio protein 5. Gene Ontology annotation, biological process: post-transcriptional regulation of gene expression. Lineage: Eukaryota; Euglenozoa; Kinetoplastea; Trypanosomatida; Trypanosomatidae. Gene Ontology annotation, cellular component: cytoplasm. The record is from RefSeq and is a predicted model, not a curated record. The transcript has a single exon. Gene Ontology annotation, molecular function: mRNA binding. Bases 1 to 1248 code for a protein of 415 amino acids.